AUGGAGGUAUAUGGCGGUGUGGAAAAUAAGGACUUGCAGUUUAUUGUAUGCUUUUGGGAUUCUGACCACAACGCCAUAGGAGCAGGCUCCGACAGUUCGUUGAUUAAGCAGAAAAGAGAUGAUCCGAAGAAGUUUGGUUCUCGCAAUUUCGCCAAAUUUAUUACCUUUGUCAAGCCUUUGGCCUGUUAUUUUUACCGGUUUUUUCCUCUUAAACAUCCCUCCGACUCCUUCGACUAUCCGUUACUAACAAGUCCCAACUAG
This is a messenger RNA of Protopolystoma xenopodis, 261 nucleotides long. The record is from the annotation of a GenBank genome assembly. NCBI's taxonomy places the organism in Eukaryota, Metazoa, Platyhelminthes, Monogenea, Polystomatidea, Polystomatidae.